Messenger RNA from Caenorhabditis briggsae, 1110 nucleotides. RefSeq names its product Protein CBR-SRE-4 (gene Cbr-sre-4). The transcript has 9 exons. Gene Ontology annotation, biological process: sensory perception of chemical stimulus. NCBI's taxonomy places the organism in Eukaryota, Metazoa, Nematoda, Chromadorea, Rhabditida, Rhabditidae. Bases 1 to 1110 code for a protein of 369 amino acids. Gene Ontology annotation, cellular component: membrane. The record is from RefSeq and is a predicted model, not a curated record.
AUGCUUCUUGAUUCAAUUCAACCAAUUGAAUUUUCGUCAACAUCAGCCGACAUGAUAUUAUUUUCACUUAUCAAUCGAACCGCUUCCAACUUAGACAUGUCCUCGGAUCUUAUUGAUAAUCUUUAUAUUUUGGAAACUAUUCUUUUGGUUUGGAGCUAUUUCGAAUGUGGAGUGUUCUUCUAUGUCCUUUGCACCAACAGUCAAUACCAUCCAAAUCUCACUUGGCUUCUCAAAAAUCUAGUCGCCCAAUAUUUCAUCUCAAUGGCAUGUCGACUGUUUCAGAUUUAUUUUCAAUAUGGAAUCGAUGAUGAGAGCAAUUUAAAAACCAACUGGUUCUUCAUUCUUGUCACUUUCUCUCGAAAUUGUCUCAUUUUCACUGCUCUCUACUUCUCACCAUUUGUAAUGAUGGAACGGUUAUAUGCAUCUGUACACAUUGGAGAUUACGAGCACAAACCGCGUCACUAUGUCGGCUAUACGCUAUCGUUGUUUUUGUAUCUUUGGUCACUGAUGAUCGGAUUAACGUAUGCGUUUGAAGUCAUCCCAACAUACAUCCACGUCUCCUGCUUGGUUUCCAUCAAUAUGUUAGCAUUUGUGGUGUGUCUUCUAAACGAAAGCUACAACUCGAAGAAAUUCGUCCAAAAGAAGUUUUCAACACGAAAAUCAGUGACCUACUCGUUAUCAGAACGUUAUCAAAUUGUGGAGAAUUUGAAAACUGCUUAUCUCUUCAAACGCGGCAUCAUCUCAAUCAUUAUAUUUUCCGUAAUCUGUGGUGUUUUCCUAGUCCGAAUGAGUUCUGAUGAGCACGAUUCGUCGAUGAACUGGAUCCUGAUUGGCUUCAAUUAUGCCGCCAUUUUAUAUGGAAUCGGUUUUCCAGCCGCCAUGUUUUUUUAUGAUCAACAAUUUCAGAAACAGCUGUUGAGUUAUAUUCGGAUGAUAUUCUGCAUCUCAUCUCGAACGACGCCGUUGUAUGAGGAAACAGAAGAGAAUAGUCAGAAAGCAAAGAUUAGUAGAAGUUUAGAAGCUGUUAAGGAGACGGAUAUUUAUUUUAAUAAUUUGAAAGGAGACUGGGAGAAAAUGGCGACGAAAAGCAAACGGAGAUGUGAAUGUUAA